Molecule: messenger RNA, 1188 nt
Organism: Peromyscus californicus insignis
Lineage: Eukaryota; Metazoa; Chordata; Mammalia; Rodentia; Cricetidae
Product: alpha-1B-glycoprotein-like
Exons: 4
Coding region: 1-1188 (395 amino acids)
Cellular component (GO): plasma membrane
Source: RefSeq, a predicted model, not a curated record
AUGUGUGAGGCAGGACUGCCGAAUGUAGCCUUUCUGCUGAGGCGGGAAGGAGAUGACGGUUUCCUGGAAGUAGCUGAAACCGAUCACGUCCUGGGGGCAGCUGAAGUCAAGGCAAGAAACAAGGAACAAGCCAUCUUUCUAGUCCACCAACCUGGCACCUACAGCUGCAGCUACCAAACUCGCACCUCAGAUGUCCCUUCUGCGCCCAGUGAUACUGUGACCAUCGAGGAGUAUGUCAUACCACCUCCACCGGUGCUGACCUCCUCCGGAAGUUCCACAGGGAUCCUAUCCAAGGUGGCCCACAGGACCCUUGUCUGUGAGGCUCCACUGAUGGAUGUUGAAUUCCAGCUGAGGCAGGGCGAGCAGGAGCUGAACCUCCCCUCCAUCAGCACCAGCACAGACCAAAUCAAGUUCUAUCUGAAACUGUCAGACCUGGGUGACCAGAGCCCAUUCACCUGCCGCUACCGUCUACACAGUGAUACAGCUUGGUCCAGUGACAGUGAACCUAUAGAGCUAAUGUGGAGUGAUGAGACACUACCCGCACCGGUGCUCACUGCAGAGCCGUCGAAUCAAAUCGAUUUUGAGCCUGAUUCGAUGGUGCAAUUUCGAUGUGUCGCCCCCAAGGCUGGCCUGCGCUUUGGCCUGCACCGUGAAGACCCCGACGAGCGCAGCCUGCUCCAGACGAUGAAGUCAGCUGGCAAUGAAGCCAUCUUUCAGUUACACAACGUCUCAGCGUCAGACUCUGCCAACUACAGCUGCAUCUACGUGGAACUGGCGCCGCCCUUCUCAGGAUCCGCUCCCAGCAAGUUCGUGAAGCUGACUCUGAAUGGGCCACCGCCACCACCAAAGCUUCAGGCUCUGUGGACAGGUAAAGUGCCUGCUGGCCACGAUGUUGUUCUACGCUGCCAGAGCAAGGUGCCCGGGGUCACUAUGGAGCUGCUGCGUGGUGGUGAACUUGUGCCCUACAAGAUACUCAGAAUGGCUAGCACCUGGAGUGACCUGGGGCUGUCCUACGUGGGCCCCCAACAUUCGGGCAACUACACCUGCCGUUAUACCUCCUGGUGGCCUGAGCUCUUCCACUCAGCGCUCAGCAACCCCGUGGAGCUCCUAGUUGAAGGUAUGGCUUCCAGGGCUGUGGUUGGGUUUUGCCGCUGUCUUGGCUGGGCUGUGCACCGGUUGACUGUGUAA